AUGUCACAAUCUCCACCUGCACAGAGCUCACGAUCUCUAAGUCCAAAGAGUUCUCGAUCUCUGACCCCGCAGAGUCAUACCGCCCCAACAAUUGAAGUUGCCGGGACCUCUCAAACUUCCUCUCACCUUCGAAAUCGUAAUCGCAAGAUUAUCAUUGCAUCCGACUGGUGGAUACACAAUGAAGGAGUCAUUGAUGUAGAAGCCAGGUUCGAGAAGCUCUGCCAUGAGCAAGAACAGCAAGUCAUCCCUACAGCGAGCUGUCAAUGGCGUCCAGGAAAGCAAUGCUUCUUACUCAGUUGCCCACCUGUUCACUCAAAAGUCGUCCCGCAGCUUUUCAUGCAGGCCCUCCAAGGUCUCAUCCGGGAGGAAGAGGAGAAGAACGGUAUCUAUGGUCAACAAAACCAGAGACAAAAUCACACCAGCGAGAGCGAUUCUGAAAGCGAUUCGGAUGAUGAACCGAGUAUUGAUGCAAGUGAAUUCUCUGACGAAUACGUUGCCGAGAACGGCGAUAACAAACCUAUGGUCAGUUCUAAGAUUCAACGCCUUCCAGAAUAUUUGGAGCGCUACAACCAAGCCACUAAUCACGAUGACGACACUGCUUCUUUCUCGAAACAUCAAUACCCGAUCGAAAUUCUGUCCAUGAAUGAAAACUGCGUUAUAGUCAAAUCGCUCAAUGAGAACGUUGUCUACGUCGGCUCUACUUCAGAAGAAAGCAUCCAUCUAGCAAUCUUGAAACUCGAUAACUUGGCCAAAUACGCUCUACCAUCUCAAUACAUCUCGCACAGCUUCUACACCGAGGACACCGGCAAUUAUGAACUUUCGCUCAAACACUUGUAUGAUGUGAAGAUAGCAAAAAAGCGUAUGUUCGAGACGACCCUUAUUGAUGAUCUCGAUAAGUUGUACGAUAUACACAACUCUGAACACAAUCUCGAGAAAUUCAUCACUGUAAGGUGUGCUAUUCAUAACUCCGAGCAAGGAAGCUUUGCUGCUGUCAAGAAUAAAGUCACUAUUGUGAACAAGGAACCGAACUUCGGUGAGACACGAAUUUGCUGGGAGGGUUUCUCUUGUGCUUCGAAAGAGUCACCUAAUUCCUUGAGACAUUUCGAGGACAUCGAACGUGCUAUUGCAGCACUUCAAAGAGGAAACAAAGUACCGCCUACUACAAAAGUUGAACAGGUUGAGUUCGUAGACUCGACUAAAGUCAAGACAAUUGAAAAUUGGAAAAAGAAAGCACAAAAGGAGGGUGCGCAUAGGCUAAUUACGCAGCCGAUGGCAAACAAAGCUCAACGAGAAUCUUGGGACAUCUGUAUGGGAUCUGACAAGCCGAACUUCGACAAUGUCCCGGGACGAGCUUUCGAUCGUCAAACGCCAGUACAACUAGUGUCUGGCCUCAAUCGCAGAUUGCCCAUGGUCCAACCUCAACAACAGCCUCAUCAACAACAACAACAACAACAACAACAACGGCCAUCUGGUGUGUCGGUACCCAUGGGGGCCCCAGCUGGCACAAACCCCACAUUUGCACAAAAAUUGCGAAACGCAAACGCUCAAAAAGUCUCACUGGAACCUGACCAGUGGCCCACAUUAGUUAGCUCCAAGCUUGAGGUCGAUGUGAAGCCAAAACAAUUGGAGCCCGAGAAAUUGGAGCCAAAGCAAUUGACAAAGCAACGUCCAGAAACGCCACCAAACUUACUUGACGAUGAUGUCCCGAUGUUGGGUGGCAUAGAUGCCGAGCUAAUGGCAUUUACGUCGCCCCCCAGUGGAAAUGAUAGACUACAGUCAUCAAGUGAGAUUCAAACCAGGGUUUUUCACCAAACUAUGCAGCAGAAAAAGCCGAAGCCAAAAAAGGAGCGCUCUUUAUUUGCCAAUCGACUAGAACUUCCCGACAAUCUACCUUUGUCGAGACCACAGUCUGAUCAUAUUGACCCCUUGCCAGCAUUUUCCAAGGAAUUAAAUAGCAAUUUUAUGGAGCUCUUGACAGGUGCCAGAGGUUUCAGAGGCGAUGUUAAGCUCCAAGCUCGGUUUGGACGAAUUCUGCUUCGGGGUAUCAAGGGUUUACAUAUCGCUGAAAAGGAGAACAAGGAUUUCUCUAAACCAGAGGGAGAUUUACAGCGAAUUCUCAACCCAACAUAUCCUGGGGCUCGUCGGCCUACUACCUCAUUUACUAAUACCUUAACGACAGUCCCUGCUGAUAUUGACGGGCUCCUUCAGUUAAAAGAAGACGGCAGAUCCCUUUGGAAGAAUGAUUCAGAAUGGCGCAUAUUCUACACCUUUACAUUUAUUGAGGCAGCGACACGUUUGCCUUUUGUCAUCGAAAUCGAUGCGGAGAAAUUUACAACACGUUCUACAUCACAGCAAAGUUUUGGGCAAUUAAAUGUCCACGGAACGAAACGCGUUUGGGACUUCCAAAUAUCACUUACGGGUACUAAGGAGGAGGAUAGGUAUGGAGACCUAGCAACCAAGCUACAGAAAACUCUACACAUUCCAUCGAACCAAGAAUCUCCGAAACUAUACGCUGAGAUUGAUAGAGAUUUGGAAGAAAAGUAUACUUUGCAAGAAAUUUACCUUCACAAAGUGAACCUCCAUCGAAGUAGUAACAACAGAUCUGUUCUUUCGAUCUCGGAAGUACUUGCAUUUAUAACCAAUAUCUGUUCACCACCCGGCAAGCCUGAUGUGCGUAUCAUCCGCGCGACAUACUAUAACGGUCCUGGUUCCGGUUUCAACUAUAGGUGGUUUACAGCUUCGAUUGAAAGCGUCCGGGGCAACGAGUUACUUGUACAGAACAAGAAGUUAGAGCUUGGGGAGGAAGCUGGAUGGACUCCAGAAACGUUUGCUGACGUUUUGCCUGAUCUUUCUAUCCCAGCUUGCCAAAUGCUUAAGCAGAUGGAUCAUGUAGGGUACUACAACGAAAAUGGUAUCCGUCGGUCUCCUCCUCCCACUCAAACUUCACCGCCAAAACCGGUGGAAAGGUACUGGUAG
Molecule: messenger RNA, 2976 nt
Organism: Glarea lozoyensis ATCC 20868
Lineage: Eukaryota; Fungi; Ascomycota; Leotiomycetes; Helotiales; Helotiaceae
Exons: 7
Coding region: 1-2976 (991 amino acids)
Source: RefSeq, a predicted model, not a curated record